AUGGCGUCAAGUGAAGAGUUUUUCUCACAACUUCGCUCUUUCACCUCCACUUUGGAUAAAGAUUGCCAUGAAUUAAAGUCCAAAAUAGAGGAAGAUGAGUUAUCAACCGAUGAAGAAGGCAGAUCACAUCUUGUUCUGCGAGGAAUCUUAUCAGAUGCGCAACAACUUAAGAGGGACGUUGCGUGGAAGUCAACAGAAAUGAAACAGAUGUUUUCGUUCGGUGAUUUUCUGGAUGUGUGUGAGAGACUUGCAGAACACACGAAAAUACAGAUARAAGAUUUGCAAGAACACUUGACUAAAUAUGGCUACAAGUCAUCUGGACAAUUACCAUCAGUUGAUAGCAUCUAUGAAGCAGUUAGCAAUAAUAACAAGGAAAGUACAUCUAUGGACAAGGAUGAUACAGAUGGUUUACAUGACAACAGCCAAUCGGAAGAKGAUGUUGAUGCCAUGGAAACAGAUGCCAAGUCAUCUGACGAAGCUGGUCAGGGAAAACAUCAAGAAGAAGCUGAAGAUGACUUCAUGUCAACUCCAGUAAAGCCGGUCACUUUCACCCCAAUGAUCCAGGCCACCCCUCCACCAUCUUCUACCCAAAAUAGGGCACCCAAGGAUACCCAGAGUACCCCAGAGCAGUCACCAGUUCCUCCUCAGACAACUACACCCAUGAUCAAAACCAAGCCRGCAUUCCAACAUUUAGACGACAAAGGUGUUGUCUCGCCAUCCAGCCAUGACACACCCCCACAGCCCAUGACCUUUACACCUCUAAUAAAGACAGCAAAGCAUGCUGGGCUUGGAGAAGGUAUGGCAUCGUCACAAUCAGAUGAUGACUCCCCAUUACCACCAGUGUUAUAUACUCCUGGAAUUCGAAUGAUGGGGGUUCCAGGACAACAGACAUAUGGCCUGCAAUCUACCCAAUGCCCUGUGGAUUUACCCUGCGAUUUUGGAACCCCAACACCUCCCGACUUGACUUGUACAAUACUUUUAAAACCAGAAGAUCUACUAGAAGCUCGGAGCCGACAGACAAGCAGAAAUCAGACAGAGUAUCCUACACUCCAUCCUGUUAAUGAAGAUGAAUAUGUGACACUACCUGGUUACGUCAAGACUCAGUUCAGCAUUGACGACAUUAAUGAACUCCUACUAAGUAUUGAAGAAUUUUUGAAGCUUCAGACUGAAGAAACCAGAAGAAAGACGCUAAAAGAAGAUGUUUUGAGAGAAACAUUCUGUCUUGGACGAAAAACAAAAGCCUUUAUGCUUGCUCUCAAGAAGCUUGGAAGAGCUGAAGUUACAAAUGGAGUGCUUGUGUUUACUAUUUAAGAUGGCUUUACAACAGAGUAAUAAGCAUUUUAAACAAGAAAAAUGAGUUGUAAUUAAUAUUCCCAACACUGUCAUCCGUUCAGUUCUAUCGCCUUCAAAUUUUUAUGGAUACCCUGAAACAACUUCUUGGCUGAUCUAAGUCAGGGCAUGGCUAACUCACAGAUAGAACCCUGAAACAACCUUUGGGCUGAUC
Molecule: messenger RNA, 1504 nt
Organism: Actinia tenebrosa (Australian red waratah sea anemone)
Lineage: Eukaryota; Metazoa; Cnidaria; Anthozoa; Actiniaria; Actiniidae
Biological process (GO): chromosome segregation; mitotic cell cycle
Cellular component (GO): outer kinetochore; kinetochore; spindle microtubule
Source: RefSeq, a predicted model, not a curated record